AUGGAGCGGCCACCCUCUGCUACCACCUCCAAGAUGUCCGUGACGGGAACACGAGACUUUGGCAUGAAAUUUAUAGCAAAUAUGGAUGACCUCGCUGGAAGCACGAUCGACGCCGGCUCGCCCCGCCAGCCGCCUGUAAGCGCGUCCUACGCGUCCGUCAAGGAGGCGUACGAAAGCUCGCCGUAUUUGGAGAGUCAGCAGCAGCCCGUGCCUGCGAGCACUGCCAGGCAUCAUCGCGAAGAGAAAGAGGCGGUCGAGGAGGAAGGGUAUCAUCCGUUCUGGACGGCGUGUUGGGAUAUCCUUCGAGGCGUGGGAUUGAUUAUUGCCGGCGCGCUUAAGAUUCCUUUUACCAUCGGCCACGGCUUUGCCAAGGCAUUUCAUUUCACCCCGACCCUGUACAAAGACGAGACCGUUCGGAAAUGGCCUCAGAUCACCGGCUUUCCGUCGUCGAUUGUUGCUGCCGUCCAGUACUUCUUGUAUGGACUUCUUGACGGUCUCACGGAUUGGUUCGUGCUACCUUACAAGUGUGCAAGAAAAGAAGGUUUCCUUGGGGUUUUCAAAGGGUUCUUUCAAGGACUCGGCAGUGCUGUAUUCAAGAUAUCUGCAGGCACGAUAGGGUUGGCGACGCAUCCGUUCUAUGGCAUAUAUAAGGAGGUGGCAAAGUUCAAAGUGGAAUUCAAGCGUGAGCGCCGGCCGCAACAAGAUGUUGGAGAUCUGAUAUAA
Messenger RNA from Daldinia caldariorum, 723 nucleotides. RefSeq lists its product as uncharacterized. NCBI's taxonomy places the organism in Eukaryota, Fungi, Ascomycota, Sordariomycetes, Xylariales, Hypoxylaceae. The transcript has 3 exons. The record is from RefSeq and is a predicted model, not a curated record. The coding region runs from base 1 to 723 and encodes 240 amino acids.